AUGUCGAGGAAUCCCAAGGUCUUCUUUGACAUCCUAAUCGGAAAGGCGAAAGUGGGUCGUAUCAUAUUUGAGCUGUUUUUUGACGUUACCCCGAAAACUGUGGAAAACUUCGGCGCCCUGUGCACCGGAGAGAAGGGGAUCGGGAAGGGUGGAGACUUCACGAGGGGAAAUGGGACCGGAGGAGAGUCGAUUUACGGGUUGAAGUUUGAGGAUGAGAACUUCAAGAUGAAGCACACGGGGCCGGGAGUUCUUUCAAUGGCAAAUGCCGGGCCAAACACCAAUGGAUCUAAGUUCUUCAUAUGCACUAAGAAGACCCCUUGGCUUAAUGGGAAGCAUGUGGUGUUUAGGAAAGUUGUUGAUGGUUAUAAUGUUGUUAAGCAGAUGAAGAGUGUGAGUUUGGAUACUGGCAAGACUACUUAA
Molecule: messenger RNA, 420 nt
Organism: Morus notabilis
Lineage: Eukaryota; Viridiplantae; Streptophyta; Magnoliopsida; Rosales; Moraceae
Product: peptidyl-prolyl cis-trans isomerase CYP19-3
Exons: 3
Coding region: 1-420 (139 amino acids)
Biological process (GO): protein peptidyl-prolyl isomerization
Molecular function (GO): peptidyl-prolyl cis-trans isomerase activity
Source: RefSeq, a predicted model, not a curated record